AAGUGCCCAGCGAACACUCGUCCACACCUCGCGCAGAUCAUGAGCGCCGCAACGCUGUUCCUGGUAGCUAUUACGCUCCACACGGUAUUAUCGGCACCACAGCAGGACGGAUCGAAACAAGCUACCGUUGUAGAGCAGUUCAACAACUUUAACGGCAUCGACCCAUGGCGCUGGAGCUACACUCUGAGUGAUGGUAGCAGUCGCGUGGAGGAAGGGGAAGUGGUGAACGGAGAGCUGACGUUGAGUGGUACGUACACGUGGAAGGACCCGGAAGGUUCCGUUCACGAGAUGACCUACAUUGCUGAUAAACAAGGCUACAGGAUGACCCCGCAAAACCGCCUGGGCACGAACGCGGGACUCUCGCUAAUUGGAAGAUGAUCGCCAACUCAUCACUGCAGAAACCUCUCAGGCACACAUCUCCUAGUGUGACUUACAGUGUCUCUGGACAACAGCUGCAGAAGAGGCCAGUGUCGUAUACCUGCGCUAAGAUAUUAACUGGGACUUUCCACUCACUGGUUGUAUGUAAUAUGAGAACAAUAAACAACGAUUAUUAACAGUU
Molecule: messenger RNA, 559 nt
Organism: Schistocerca cancellata (South American locust)
Lineage: Eukaryota; Metazoa; Arthropoda; Insecta; Orthoptera; Acrididae
Product: endocuticle structural protein SgAbd-6-like
Exons: 3
Coding region: 40-378 (112 amino acids)
Cellular component (GO): chitin-based extracellular matrix
Molecular function (GO): structural constituent of chitin-based larval cuticle
Source: RefSeq, a predicted model, not a curated record